AUGAACACUUUCAUCUCUGCAAGUUCGCCAUUGUUCGAAUACAAGCCUUGUAAAGCAUGUAAUACAUCUACGGGAUUUCAGAGUGGAUCGGAUUUUACGGGGAGAGACUAUAAUGGGACUGAAAGUAGGAUGAUCACUCAGACGGGUGAUACGAGUGUGACGUUCAAAUGUGCAGGCUCAGGAGUAUCAUUCGAUAUCUCCUACAGUCAACCCAUCAAUUCAUCUUUCACACCUUCAAUGACUGUCAACGGAUCAUUACCCGAUAACUCGAACGGUUUUAAUGCCAACGGUACAUCGAUAACGGAUUUACCAUUGGGUAAACAUUCUUUCCAGCUUUCAUUCAACCGUACCUCUAACCAGAAUAAUGAUGAGUGGGUGAGAGUGAAUGGAGCCAAUUGUAAUAUAGGUUAUCAAAUGAUCAGUAAUCAGACGAAUACCGAGAUCAUUGACGAUUCAGAUUGGAGAGAUUGGAAAGUUUAUUUAACACCCGGUUGGAAUAUGUUGGAAGAAGAAGGUAUAUCGAAUUACAUAGACUUGGAUCAAUACCAAGCUGAACUUCCAACAGCAUCAAGAGAUUAUAUGGAUCGAUAUCUAGGUGAUGUAGCUGGAUCGUACGAAGUCGUACUUGAUAACAUCACUCAAGGGGUUUUCAACGCUUCUGGUGGUCCUAGAUUAUACAACUCGAUAUUGUAUCAUGCCUCUGAUCUGGCCGAUACAGACCAUUCGAUCUUACUGCGUAAUCUUGAGCAGGGCAAACGGCUGAGCUUCGAUCGUCUAGUGGCUAUGUCGGGGUUGGAUCGAAUAGCGAAUUACUCAUCCACCCCAAUGCCCAUAUCUUCCUUGGCGCCUUCCUCAUCCGCCUCACAAGUGGAAGUAUCAUCCUACUAUCCUACUGCCACUGGGAACAAUGCUCAGCAGCAAGAUAAUAUUCCUACGUCGCUCUCGGGAGGUUCCAUCGCAGGCAUAGUCGUAGCCGCUUCGAUUGUGGUCGCUGCAUUCAUGAUCACUUGGAUCUUUGCUUGUCUCAAGAAAAGACAAGAUCAGAGGAAGGAUGAGCAAACUGAAAUGCACGGUGAAAGAGAGCAGCGAGAGAAAUCGCAGACUACUUUCUUCCGAUUCUCGUCUCGAGCGCCUUCUCCGACCCCUGGACACCCUUUUCACCCCUUACCUUCACCCAAACAGCCUGAACCUCGACCACCGGUUACCCAGCAGAGCCAACAUCCCAUUCCUACACCUAGGAAACCCACCACAUCAAGAUUAUUCAACUUCUCAUCGCCUACACCAUCGCUACGGUCGUUCAUCCAGAACCAUACUACGUCGUCAAUUGUAUCCGAGAAAGACGGUAGGGGUAGUGGCACUUCAUUCUUGAAACUGAACAAUAAUCGUUUCAGUCGAUCAGCCAAACAUCAUCAGAGGAAUGAAAGUAACGCCGAUACUGGAUCGGAGACAUUGAAUCCACUUGGUGAUGGAGGAAAGAAAAGUAUCGCUGGGCUGAAUAUAAGUAAUCCUCAAAGAAUCCAUCAGAACCAAAUACAAAUGCAAAGAGUGAAGUCUGAAGAUUACUUACCUUCUUUGGCAUCGCAUACUCGUGAAGUUCCAUUACCUGAUGAACAACAACCUAUGCCUAUACCUCGUACAGCACCUAUUUCACCAAUCAACGAUGAAUCACCCCGAACCGAUUCAACCGUACGUUCGACUACGACUGAUGGUCGACGAGAAACUAUAUCUCCAUUGGUAGCUGCCCUAUCGGGCAAAACUUCUUCUCCUUUAGCUGAAUUAUCAAGAUCAGCUUCUAAAAAAUUGACUUCACCACUUGGAGGAGUAUUCACAAGACGUAAGGGUGCCAACCCCAAUCUCAAUCCUAACGAAGGUGAUCGUCGAUCGUUUAUGGCUAACUCGCUAGAUGCAAAGAGAGAAAGUAAAUUUGGUGGUGGAUCAAUCAAAACUGUCAAGACAGAAUUUGAUCCAGAUGAAUCAGGCGGUGAUGGGAUUGGAAUUUUGACCAUGUAUGCUACUUUACCUCCUGGACCAUCAUCAUCUCAGAGAAAUACAGCAUUUGAUUAUUCCCCGAAUCCGAAUGAGAAUCAGCACGAGGAAGAAGAUCAGGAGGCAGCCCAGGAUAAUAUAUCGGGAGUUGGAGUUGCGCUGGGUAGUCCGAUGCAAGAUCAGAAUUUUCAAUGGGAGGGAAGUACCCCUGGUCAGAGAGCAGGAGAUGAAGAAGAGGAGUUUAAACCUCCUACACGAAGGUUUUUGGGAUUGGGCGACCGCCCGAAAUCUGGAGUAUCGAAUAAAUCAGGUAAAACUGUUUCUUCAGUUGGUUCAGGUUGGAGGUAUAUGUGA
Kwoniella botswanensis is the source of this 2340-nucleotide messenger RNA. RefSeq lists its product as uncharacterized. The record is from RefSeq and is a predicted model, not a curated record. The coding region runs from base 1 to 2340 and encodes 779 amino acids. NCBI's taxonomy places the organism in Eukaryota, Fungi, Basidiomycota, Tremellomycetes, Tremellales, Cryptococcaceae. The transcript is spliced from 10 exons.